This is a messenger RNA of Plasmopara halstedii, 1449 nucleotides long. RefSeq names its product ornithine decarboxylase. Gene Ontology annotation, cellular component: cytoplasm. The transcript has a single exon. Gene Ontology annotation, molecular function: ornithine decarboxylase activity. The record is from RefSeq and is a predicted model, not a curated record. Bases 1 to 1449 code for a protein of 482 amino acids. NCBI's taxonomy places the organism in Eukaryota, Oomycota, Peronosporomycetes, Peronosporales, Peronosporaceae.
AUGGCUUUGCUCUUCCGAGGCACCAGCGUGAGUCGCGCGGCGCUAACGAGCGCGUCACGCCUGGCCAGCAGAUUUGGUCACGAGCGAUCAGCUGCUGCACGUUAUAUGAGCACACAAGCAGCCCGAGCAACGCUCAUAUCUAGCGACCUCAUCACGGCUUUUGUAAACGCCAAACCGCCACCCGAACUGCAGCGUCUGCAGCUUAAUCCGGCUAUUCUGACGCAACUUCAAACUCAAAUUCAAAGCCUUGGAAAUACUCCCAUUAGUCAGCGUGAUGCCUUUUACGUCGUUGACACGGCUGCAGUCGAAGAUCGCUAUAAGCUUUGGCACCAGUACUUACCCGAUGUGCGGCCAUAUUAUGCAGUCAAAUGCAAUCCAGAUCCAGUUCUGAUUCAAGGGCUAGCCCGCCUUGGAGCAGGCUUUGAUUGCGCUAGUCAGACGGAAAUCAGUUCCGUGCUUGAUAAUGGUGUUGCUGCUGACGAUAUCAUCUACGCCAACCCAUGUAAACAAGGCUCGCAGAUUGCUUUCGCGCAUGCGCAGGGUGUCGACUUGAUGACGUUUGAUUCGCAAGACGAACUCACGAAGAUUCAUAGAAUUAAUCCCAACGCCAAGCUUGUGCUUCGGCUGUAUGUGGACGAUUCGAAUUCCAUUUGCCGCCUUGGAACUAAGUUUGGGGCUAUGGUACACGAUGUACCAGAUAUUCUCAACCACGCCAAGGCUCUGAACCUUGAUGUGAUCGGUGUCAGUUUUCACGUUGGCAGUGGAUGCUUUAACGUUAAAGCUUACUCUGACGCCGUGGCUCGUGCUCGAAAAGUCUUCGACAUUGGCCACUCGAUCGGAUAUUUUUUUAAUUUGCUAGACAUUGGCGGUGGCUUUCCUGGAUCAGAUAACGGUCCAAUUCGAUUUGAAGAUUGCGCUCGCGAGUUGAAGAGAUCGUUAGCCGUGCAUUUUCCAAAGUCAAGCGGAGUACAAGUGAUAUCAGAACCUGGUCGAUUCUUCGCUGCAUCAACGCACACACUGGCCGUGAAUGUCAUCGGUCGCAAGGUGGCUCCCAAUUUUGAAAUCCCCGGUCAGCCGCCUGUACUGGCCAGCGCGGCAGCUGCUGCAGGGAAAGUACCUAAUUAUAUGUAUUUUGUGAAUGACGGAUUGUACGCGUCGUUUAACUGCAUGGUAUAUGACCAUCCGACUAUUCAUCCUGUGAUUUUAUCGGAUGCUGCGUCACUUCCAAUGCACAAGGCAAGUCUCUGGGGUCCAACCUGCGAUGGCAUGGAUUGCAUCAUGAAAGAGGUGGAACUACCUUUGAUGGACGUUGGUCAGUGGAUUCUAUUUCCUAGUAUGGGUGCCUACACAUGCGCUGCAGGCUCGGACUUUAAUGGCUUUCAGCGCCCACAAAAGAUCUACUUCGAUUCCAACUUCGUGGCAGAUGAUCAGCAGCAGUUUGUCCAUUAG